UUGACCUGUGUCUGUAAGGUAUGUAUUUAAAUAAAACGUCUGUAAUCUGAAUUGUUAGUCACAGUGGAUGCGUUGUCGGUUGAUAAGAUUAAACUCGCGCGACUAAGCAUCAGAAAGGCACAGUGAUGCCCAGGCUUCUCCCCAAAAACGUAUAUAGUAUCAGUGGUGACUCGGACAUCGAUCGCAUCAUGGUGAACGAAGAUAAACUUCAGUUAAUCCCGCAAUCCGAGUGGAUCGACCUGAGAGACAUUUAUAAAGUUGAUUGGCCGAAACACGAGAUGGCUUACAAUACGAUCCAAAACUAUAUCAAUUGGGUUAAGAUAGAUUCUCGAAUAAAGCACCUGAAAAUCUAUAGCCUGAGCGAUAGUUGGAGAGAUAAUGGAACAUAUAUAAUUGUGGAUCGCUACCAAAUGUUUUUCUAUUCGAUAGAAGAAUCCAAUGAAUCUCUGGGACGCGCUCUACGCUUGAUCGAUUGGGAUUACAGCUACAAAAUAUGUUACAUACGCAAGUGUCAUCGUUCAGCUCUGGACUUAGUGUUAAAAUCUGCAAGCAUUGAGCUCCAGUGGGAAACGUUCACUUACCUGUACCACCUUCCCAAGGAGGAAUCUCUCAAGUUCGAGAUAAAUUUACCGGAUGGACUGCGGUUAAAGCGAUUGCAAGCGGAGCACGCAAUUACCGCCAACAAUAUCUGGCCUCACCGAUGCGAAGGUUCGGAAUACUUUCUGAAACGGCUAGCGGUUUGGAACAUUUCCAUAGGAUUAUUCAACGAGUCUGACAAGCUGGUCGCGUGGUGUUUCUGCUGGCAGACGGGUGCAAUGGGCCCUCUGGAAGUAGCUCCCGAGCACCUUAGGAAAGGUUACGGGACCAUUAUGGUUAAAGCCAUUGCCCGGGAACUGGCCAACAAUGGGCUGAACUGCUACGGGACAGUGCUUUGCACGAACAAGGCAUCACAGGGGAUGUUUGAAAAGCUUGGAUUCAAACGUGUUGAUGGUCACUAUUAUGUUCGAAACCAACCCAGAAAAUUGGUGGAAUGGGCCUGUUGAGUGUCUCGGUGGUAGUCAUCAGUAUUUAUCUGAACAUGAAUCACGGUCGUUUACGAUUACUCUUUAUUUUGAUUUCCACUUAAUAAAUUCAAUGAAACUCUGUUCAACAAA
Topomyia yanbarensis is the source of this 1154-nucleotide messenger RNA. RefSeq lists its product as uncharacterized. Gene Ontology annotation, molecular function: acyltransferase activity, transferring groups other than amino-acyl groups. The transcript has 2 exons. The coding region runs from base 126 to 1043 and encodes 305 amino acids. The record is from RefSeq and is a predicted model, not a curated record. NCBI's taxonomy places the organism in Eukaryota, Metazoa, Arthropoda, Insecta, Diptera, Culicidae.